UUGAUGAAAAUGGAAAAGCUGUUAAACAAUACAUUGGAGAAGGUGAAAAUGGUCCAAUUAAUUCAUACCGUCAUAAUCCAUAUUCUUACUUCAAUGAAGAAUUAA
Messenger RNA from Trichomonas vaginalis G3, 105 nucleotides. RefSeq lists its product as uncharacterized. Lineage: Eukaryota; Parabasalia; Trichomonadida; Trichomonadidae. The transcript has a single exon. The record is from RefSeq and is a predicted model, not a curated record.